AGCCCACAAACCUUCCAAGCAACACAAGCCCACAAACUGCAAGGAGAGCUAAAGCCACCUUACACAGCUGAAGUGUUCUGUUCUUCAAGCUGGAAAACCAGAGGCUAAGUAACAUGAUAAGCAGACUUUUCACUUGUGUGCUGGCUUUAUUGCAUUUCUGCCUUUCUUCUGGCUUAUAUCAACCGGAGACGUUGCCUGAUAUUGGAGAUGCAGAGUUUAUUGAGGAAUGUGUGAGAACGCACAACAGAUUCCGGUCUGGAGUGAACCCCCCAGCCAGCAACAUGCUGUACAUGAGUUGGGAUCCAGACUUGGCGAAGACUGCAAGAGUGCAAGAUGCCAUCACUUCUUGGUACAAGGAGGUCAGAGACUACACAUAUACCACCAAUAGCUGUAGCAGAAUAUGUGGCCAUUACACACAGGUCGUUUGGGCUCAAAGCUACAAGGUUGGAUGUGCUGUCCACUUCUGUCCCACAGUGUCAUACUUCUCAGGAACCAAUGCAGCACAUUUCAUCUGCAACUAUGGGCCAGCUGGGAAUUACAGAUGGCACCCAUAUGGGACAGGAGCAGCAUGCAGCAAAUGCAACGGCGAGCGGUGCACUGAUAAUCUGUGUCGAAAUACCAAGCGUGACAAAGUCAUCAGUGAUUCCAGGUGGCACCCAGCCUGGGACAGACCUGCCUGCGAUGAAUACUGCAUCUCCGUGGUUGUUUUAAGGCUGUUACUACUUAUUCUGACAAUCGUAGCCACUUGGAUCCUACCCAAAUACUGGUCCAUAGCACCUGCCACCAAGUAAUUCACAGGAGGCUGGGGCAGCACUGAGCUUGGUUCAUCCACUCCCUGUGCUUAAGCUACUGGCAGCACUGAGAUGGAUGGAGAUGUUGUUUGCAUCCACAGAUCAUUCUGAAAUACAGAAACACCAUCUCCAUUUCAUGGAGGAGCUGGGAGAGCUGAUAAGGAGCCUUCUCAUUGUUCAGAAUCAAUAGCUGGUUUUAAAUUACCUGCUUAUUUUUCUAAAGUGGAGCACUGUGGCAGAGAUGGGUACGCCAUGGAACAGCUCGCCACACUUCCCAGGUAGGGAGUGGGGCGUCUGCAGCCCAGCAGAGCACACUCCUCUAUGCCUAUUGCACUCUCUCCACACAUACUGCUCCAGUGAGAUGCAGCAGCAUGGUUUUGGGUAGCCUGGAGAGAUAUAUAUGUAUAUUUUUUGGUCAUUUGUAGCUUUUUUUUUUUUCCUCAUAAUUUUUGGGCACAGGUGAGUUCCAGCAUGUGCAUCCCACAGCAGGCAGUGUGUUUCCCCAUAUCGCACUGCACAGGGACCACUGGCAUUUCUCUUUGCUUAGAAUCUGUUUUCAAACACACAUCAUCUCUGCCAAGACACAGAGCUUCACCCGUGUUUAAAUGUGACUCUACACCACUUAAACGCCCUUGUUUUUCUCUUUCUGAGCAUGAGGUUUUUUUACUUCUGCUUCAAACAAUAAACCACUAUUUCCUGCCUCCUA
Messenger RNA from Gallus gallus (chicken), 1497 nucleotides. It is a transcript of the gene GLIPR1L, whose product is annotated as GLI pathogenesis-related 1-like. The coding region runs from base 114 to 791 and encodes 225 amino acids. NCBI's taxonomy places the organism in Eukaryota, Metazoa, Chordata, Aves, Galliformes, Phasianidae. The record is from RefSeq and is a predicted model, not a curated record. Gene Ontology annotation, cellular component: extracellular region. The transcript has 7 exons.